GCUUGGGUGAGCUACAAACUUUGCUGUCUUGUUCUCCAACUUCUGCCUCCAACUUAGCGGGUCUGAACGUUGCCACCCAAUUCUUUCCAAACUUCGAAAAUCUGCUUUUUCCUUCUCCUUGUCUGCCUCCUAUAGUCCCCAAAAUUUCCCCCCCUCCUGUGUCCUCUUCACCCCCUUCCUUUGGGGGGCCCGUGACCCUAAAUGUGGGGGGAACACUAUAUUCCACUACACUGGAGACCCUGACACGCUUCCCAGACUCCAUGCUGGGGGCCAUGUUUAGGGCUGACACCCUAAUGCCGGCCAAUCUCAACCCACAAGGAGAUGGCCAUUACUUCAUCGACAGGGACGGUAAGGCUUUCCGGCACAUCCUCAAUUUCCUGCGGCUAGGCCGUCUGGACCUGCCCCGUGGGUAUGGAGAAACUGCCCUUCUCAAGGCAGAGGCUGACUUCUACCAGAUCCGGCCCCUCCUGGAUGCACUGCGGGAAUUGGAAGCCUCUCGGGGUACACCUGCGUCCACAGCUGCCCUGCUCCAUGCAGACGUAGAUGUUAGCCCCCGCCUGGUGCACUUCUCUGCUCGACGGGGCCCCCACCACUAUGAGCUGAGUUCUGUCCAGGUGGACACCUUCCGAGCCAACCUCUUCUGCACAGACCCUGAGUGUCUGGCUGCCAUGCGCAACAGAUUUGGUGUGGCCAGUGGGGACAGGGCAGAAGGAGGUCCACAUUUUCGGCUAGAGUGGGCCUCCCGCCCCCAGGAACUCCCUGAAGUAGAAUAUCAAAGACUGGGCCUCCAGCCACUGUGGACUGGGGGACCAGAAGAUCGGCGGGAGGUAGUGAACACGCCUACGUUCCUGGAGGAGGUGCUACGGGUGGCUCUGGAACAUGGCUUCCGCCUGGACUCUGUCUUCCCAGACCCUGAAGACCUUCUGAACUCUAGAUCCUUGCGCUUUGUGCGCCACUGAGGAUGCUACCCUUCACUUGACUGAGGAGAGGAGGGGGAGUGAGACAGCCAAGGGGCUAAUGGCUCUUCUAAAACCUCUUUCUAGUUCUGGUGUGGGAGCUAUGAGAGUCAGGGAUCCCACCAGGCCUGGGAUUCCCAAACCGAGCUGCCCCACUCCCCCCAAGACUUGUGAAUGGUCUAGAAGAUCAAUACUGGGACUUAUCCUGGGAAAGCAUCAUGGAUUCUCCAGCCUGUUCUUGCUUAAGGAUGGGUCCUCUGUAUUCAGAGGUGUGGAAAAGUAAGAAAGCACCCCUUUGCCCAGGCUAAACCUAGCAGAGCUCUGGAGGGUUGAGCAUUAGGUGGGAGGACACACUUUGAAUUAUCAGAUGUAAUCUGUUCUCUAGACUGUGGUUUCCUCUACUGGACCUGUCACCUUAUCCUACUGUGACCAU
Rattus rattus (black rat) is the source of this 1389-nucleotide messenger RNA. RefSeq names its product potassium channel tetramerization domain containing 11 (gene Kctd11). The coding region runs from base 261 to 959 and encodes 232 amino acids. The record is from RefSeq and is a predicted model, not a curated record. The transcript has a single exon. Lineage: Eukaryota; Metazoa; Chordata; Mammalia; Rodentia; Muridae. Gene Ontology annotation, biological process: positive regulation of neuron differentiation; protein homooligomerization.